This is a messenger RNA of Angiostrongylus costaricensis, 255 nucleotides long. Lineage: Eukaryota; Metazoa; Nematoda; Chromadorea; Rhabditida; Metastrongylidae. The record is from the annotation of a GenBank genome assembly.
AUGAAGCUUAUCUUACUAAUCACCAUCAUUACUAUGAGCGUCUUUGCUAGUGAUCCUAACGAUCCGUUCAAAUGUGACAAAAAUGGCAAAUGCCCUCCUGGAAGUAGAUGUGAGGACGGGACUUGCUAUGGACGUCCUGACUGUCCUCAAGUGAUGAUGCCAAGAAUGAAACCCGGGUGCAAAAUGAUUCUGGUGCCGGAUGAAAGAGACUGUCCAAUGCCGAAAAUCAUCUGCAACAAGGAAAAUCGCAGUUAA